AUGCAUCAAUGCAUUGAUAAACUUCUCUUAGCUGAUCUUCGUCUAGCUGAAGUUCCCAAUUACUUUGUCUUUCUUGGUGCAUAUGGGCCUUUGGGGCAUGGUUGUGUCCUACCAAUGGUCGAGCAUUAUACGGAUUACGUGCUUCAAAUACUUAAGAAAGCACGAACAGAUAAUGUGAAAAGGCUGUCUAUCAAGAGAUCAGUUUCUGAGGACUUUACCCGCUAUGCGGAUGAGUAUCUGAAACGGACAGCCUGGUCAGGGCAAGUAGACUACACCAAUGAUAUCUUAUCCGAUUCAAAUUUUAACUUCCAUAAUAGUCCUUGUAGCUCUUGGUCCCGCAAUGGCGAGACCUCCAAUAAACCAGUACUUUGGCCCGGAUCUCGAAUUCACCAACUCACCGUCCUUCAACACCCAAGAUUCGAACAUUUCGAUUUUGAAUAUCUUGAUGGAAACUCAUGCUCGUUUUUGGGAAAUGGAUUUGAUAUGCGAGAGGUAGACGGCCGAGACCUGACAUGGUACAUGGGCUUGCUAGAUGGUGAGGAUACUCAGCCAGGUCCAUUCGCAAUGAAUAUGGAGGAUGGUAGUGGCAAGCUUACGGGCGUCAAGAACAUAUGCUAG
Molecule: messenger RNA, 618 nt
Organism: Bipolaris sorokiniana ND90Pr
Lineage: Eukaryota; Fungi; Ascomycota; Dothideomycetes; Pleosporales; Pleosporaceae
Exons: 4
Coding region: 1-618 (205 amino acids)
Source: RefSeq, a predicted model, not a curated record